This is a messenger RNA of Salvia miltiorrhiza (redroot sage), 699 nucleotides long. RefSeq lists its product as uncharacterized. The coding region runs from base 56 to 550 and encodes 164 amino acids. The record is from RefSeq and is a predicted model, not a curated record. The transcript has a single exon. NCBI's taxonomy places the organism in Eukaryota, Viridiplantae, Streptophyta, Magnoliopsida, Lamiales, Lamiaceae.
CUGCUCUACUUUGGACAUAUUGUAAGAAAUCAAAUAAAUACCAUGUUGAUUGAGCAUGCCAAGCAGAGAAACAAAAGAAAUCCGCUCUCGCUCUCUCUCGGUUCACACAGGGACAGCCGCCGACCUUCUUCCCCGGUGGAAACAGCCGCCGGAGGGCCGCCUCCUCCGUUUCCCUCACCCUCUUCUCUAUCUCUCUCACUCCGAUCAUCAACGGCCGCCGCGCCAACUGCAACCUCGCCGGCCACGGCGGCUGCCGCUGCACCUUCCCAUCACCGUCGCCACCGCCGCUGCAACCAUGGGCUCAGCCGCAGCAUAUUACUACACCGGAUGCGAGCACGACUACCAACCGCACUUCCUCGAUUCUUGCUCGCUCUGCCGCAGACCGCUCAGCCAAAACAGCGACAUCUUCAUGUACAGAGGGAAUACGCCGUUCUGUAGCCAAGAGUGCAGACAGGAACAGAUAGAGAUGGAUGAGGCGACGGGUAAGAAAUGGAAGAUGUCGUCGUCUUCCUUGUCGUCUUCGUCGAAGAGAUCGAGCGCUGUGAGAUAGACCUCCGAUUCCGCCAAGGAAUCCGACACGAAUAAAGCUGUACAGAGGGGAACAGUGGCCGUGGCUUGACUCUUGAGAUUAAAGUUAACUGCAAAUAAGUAUAUAUAUAUUGUAUUUGAGAAGAAAUUACUGAUCACUUCCUCGAUGAA